GAAAACUUUCACAGCUGAAAAUGAAGUCUGUUGCUGCUCUGUUCGCCUUCCUGGUGGCCGCUUUUCUGGUGGCCAGCGUGACUUCCGAUGCGGGUCGUUCCGCCUGCAAGGACGAGUCCGAGGUGGGACAGACCUAUCCGCAUCACUUUGACGCCGCCAAGUACUGGCUCUGCGAGGAGCUGGGCACUGCGGCCAAGGAGGUCGACUGCCCCUCGGGUCUGGCCUACAUGCAUCUGCUGAAGGAGUGCAUCCCCUGGGCCAGUUACAUUUGGAAGAAACCGGAGAUGCCGCCAACUGUGGCCUAA
This is a messenger RNA of Drosophila serrata, 305 nucleotides long. RefSeq lists its product as uncharacterized. The record is from RefSeq and is a predicted model, not a curated record. NCBI's taxonomy places the organism in Eukaryota, Metazoa, Arthropoda, Insecta, Diptera, Drosophilidae. Gene Ontology annotation, molecular function: chitin binding. Gene Ontology annotation, cellular component: extracellular region.